Molecule: messenger RNA, 1385 nt
Organism: Perca flavescens (yellow perch)
Lineage: Eukaryota; Metazoa; Chordata; Actinopteri; Perciformes; Percidae
Product: adaptin ear-binding coat-associated protein 1
Exons: 7
Coding region: 148-906 (252 amino acids)
Biological process (GO): endocytosis
Cellular component (GO): clathrin vesicle coat; membrane
Source: RefSeq, a predicted model, not a curated record
CAUCACUGAAACAGUAGCAGUGAAGCUGGGUCGCCAGUUUGUGCGCGAAUACACCGUCUAUUACGGUCACGCAGCUUUAACGCCGCACGGUCGGACACGCCACUCACCGUCACCACCAACGGCGGCGUGCACCGACUAAAAGUCAAGAUGGCGACUGACGGUCAGUCCGAGUACGAGGCGGUCCUCUGUGUCAAACCUGAAGUCAACGUUUACCGAAUCCCACCGAGAGCUUCCAACCGGGCUAUCAGGGCUGCCGAUUGGAAGCUGGAUGCUCCCGACUGGACAGGACGCAUGCGUGUGACGGCCCGGGGUAAAGUGGCCUACGUGAAAUUGGAAGACAAAAUCUCUGGGGAGCUGUUUGCCCAAGCACCAGUGGUCGAGUACCCUGGCAUCACAGUGGAAACAGUUAGUGACUCAAGCCGUUACUUUGUGCUCCGCAUCCAAGAUGACAACGGCCGAAGUGCGUUCAUAGGCAUUGGGUUCGGAGACAGAGGCGAUUCCUUUGACUUCAAUGUUGCACUUCAAGACCACUUCAAGUGGGUAAAACAGGAAGAUGAAUUUAAGAAGCAGGAGCAGGCUCCAGACACCACCCCUAAACUGGACCUAGGCUUCAAAGAAGGACAGACCAUUACUCUCAAUAUUGGGCAAUCAAAAAAGAAGGACAGGUCCCGCCCGCAGAGUUCAGGUGGCUUUGGGCUUCUUCCACCUCCUCCUGGGGGCAAGUUAGCCCCACCUCCUUCAUCCAGAUCUACCAAUCAUAACACACAGCCAUCUGUAGGAGGAAGUGACACCGGUUUUUUGCUAGAUCUGGACACCAGUAACUCCAACUCAGCAACUCCCUCCGACCCCACCAGCACAGCCAGCUCGGACCUGUGGGGAGACUUUGACUCCGUAUCCACGAAGUGAGGAGGGAUACAUUUUGUUUGUCUCCCACUUAUCUAUCUGUAUACAAUGCAGCACAUUUUGCUACUUUUGUUUCCCCCUGUUAUGGGGUCCCGUAUCUCUCCCUGCCAAGCAGGGUAACGCCCUGUGCUAGUUUGUUUUAUUUUAGUUCAGUCCCUCAUGGCUUUUGCUCUUAGCCAGAGAUACACCCUGACCUCAUAAUCCAGUCUUAAUUAGAAAGAUUUACAACUAUAGGCCAUCACGCUAUGCCCACCCCCCAUCCUACUUGGGGAUCCUCUUCCCUCUCUCCUUCUGUAUAUCCAAUCUAGCUCUAUAGUUUCCAUUUUCCCGUUUGAAUUCAGCUUUUUCCCUUUUUUGUCCUCGUCUUAAUGUUUUAUUUGCUGAUUUCUAUCGUAGAGUAUACACAAUAGAAAUAUGAGCAAGGGAGACAUAAUCAGAAACAUCUGAUUGAUGAAAUCAAAUUAAAUAUAAUAAUGAAUGAA